Messenger RNA from Hyla sarda, 3164 nucleotides. It is a transcript of the gene PFKP, whose product is annotated as phosphofructokinase, platelet. The transcript is spliced from 23 exons. Gene Ontology annotation, cellular component: cytoplasm; membrane; 6-phosphofructokinase complex. Gene Ontology annotation, biological process: canonical glycolysis; fructose 1,6-bisphosphate metabolic process; fructose 6-phosphate metabolic process. The coding region runs from base 216 to 2723 and encodes 835 amino acids. Gene Ontology annotation, molecular function: AMP binding; ATP binding; monosaccharide binding. NCBI's taxonomy places the organism in Eukaryota, Metazoa, Chordata, Amphibia, Anura, Hylidae. The record is from RefSeq and is a predicted model, not a curated record.
CUUCAGCCCCGGUUGCUGAGCUGCAGGAGCGUCACAGACACCCGCACCGCUCCCGCACGUCACCGCCUCCGUUCUAUUUAUUCCAUGGACAGCCUUAUAUUUUCUUAGUACAUUUAGUGUAAUGAAUAUUUAUAUUUGUAUUGUUGUAUAGACAGAUUUAUAUAGAAAUAUACAGAAGUAUAGAAGCCUGUUUAUUGCAGAAGGGACCCGCAAUCAUGGCUCAGCCGCAAAAGUUUUUUGAGAACCUGUCAGGAGUCGGGAAAGCGAUCGGUGUCCUGACCAGUGGGGGAGAUGCCCAAGGUAUGAAUGCAGCUGUCCGUGCUGUGGUUCGAAUGGGAAUCUAUGUAGAAGCCAAAGUUUACUUCGUUCAUGAGGGUUAUCAAGGAAUGGUCGAUGGUGGAGACAAUAUUAUUGAAGUGUCAUGGGAGAGUGUAUCAAGCAUUCUACAAGUGGGAGGGACUGUCAUUGGCAGUGCUCGUUGCAAAGCAUUUCGUACCCGUGAAGGCCGGUUGCAGGCGGCUUACAAUCUGAUCCAGCGUGGGAUCACAAAUCUUUGUGUCAUUGGUGGAGAUGGUAGCUUGACCGGGGCUAACCUUUUUCGUACAGAAUGGAGUGGACUUCUAGAAGAACUGGUGAAAAACGGAAAAAUUGAAGCUGCAGCCGCAAAGGAACACUCCCAUCUCAAUAUAGUAGGAAUGGUGGGUUCUAUAGACAAUGACUUCUGCGGAACUGACAUGACAAUCGGAACUGACUCAGCUUUGCAUAGAAUUAUUGAGGUUGUGGAUGCAAUCAUGACCACCGCUCAGAGCCAUCAAAGAACCUUUGUUUUGGAAGUCAUGGGAAGACACUGUGGGUAUCUGGCAUUGGUCAGUGCUUUAGCUUGUGGAGCUGACUGGGUAUUCAUACCUGAGAGCCCUCCAGAGGAAGGUUGGGAGGACAAUAUGUGUGUGAAACUUUCUGAGAACCGCGCAAGAAGGAAAAGACUGAAUAUCAUUAUUGUCUCAGAAGGCGCCAUCGAUUGUCACAACAACCCAAUCACUUCAGAAAAGAUUAAGGAUCUUGUAGUCUCACGUCUUGGGUUCGAUACGAGAGUAACUAUCUUGGGCCAUGUGCAGAGAGGUGGAACACCUUCAGCCUUCGACAGAAUUCUUGCCAGUAGGAUGGGGGUAGAAUGUGUCUUGGCCCUGCUUGAAGCCACCCCAGAGACGCCCGCCUGUGUGGUAUCUUUAUGUGGAAACCAAGCUGUCCGCCUGCCUCUCAUGGAAUGUGUGCAGAUGACUCAAGAAGUCCAGAAGGCGAUGGAUGAAAGAAGAUUCGAAGACGCUGUAAGGCUGCGUGGAAGGAGUUUCGAGAACAACCUCAACACAUACAAACUCCUCUCCCAUAAGAAAAAUAUAUCUGAACUUCCAAAGAGUAACUUCAAUGUGGCUGUGUUGAACGUGGGCGCUCCUGCUGCUGGAAUGAAUGCUGCCGUCAGAUCUGCCGUGAGGGUGGGAAUCACUGAAGGACACAAAAUGUUCGCUGUAAAUGAUGGUUUUGAAGGAUUUGCCAAGGGACAGAUUCAAGAGAUAAAAUGGGGAGGUGUUGGCGGCUGGACCGGCCAAGGGGGAUCUCUCCUGGGCACCAAAAGAACUUUACCUGCAAAAUAUUUUGAUCAGAUUGCUGAACAGAUACGUGCAAAUAACAUCAAUGCUUUUCUUGUCAUCGGGGGGUUCGAGGCCUACUUGGGACUGAUGGAACUGACUGUUGCCCGAGGGAAAUAUGAUGAAUUCUGUAUCCCAAUGGUUAUGGUCCCUGCUACUGUCUCCAACAAUGUGCCGGGUUCAGAUUUCAGCAUUGGCGCAGAUACUGCUCUGAACACUAUAACAGAUGCUUUUGAGAGUUUGCUGCAGUUAGCUGAGGCUCGGGGCAUCUAUGAAGAGUUUUGCAUCCCCAUGUGCAUUGUGCCCGCCACCAUAAGCAACAAUGUCCCUGGCACUGACUUAAGUCUUGGCGCUGACACUGCACUCAAUGCCAUUAUGCAGACUUGUGACCGCAUCAAACAAUCUGCCAGCGGAACGAAGAGACGAGUCUUCAUCAUUGAGACUAUGGGAGGAUACUGCGGCUACCUGGCCAACAUGGGAGGUCUUGCUGCCGGUGCCGAUGCAGCCUACGUCUUUGAGGAGCAAUUUGACAUUCGUGAGCUCCAGGCAAAUGUAGAACAUUUAACGGCAAAGAUGAAGACUGACAUCCAGAGGGGCCUUGUUCUGAGGAAUGAAAACUGCAACGAAAACUACACAACAGACUUCAUUUAUCAGCUCUAUUCUGAGGAAGGGAAAGGAGUGUUCGACUGUAGAAAGAAUGUACUGGGCCACAUGCAACAGGGCGGAGCUCCUUCACCAUUCGAUAGAAACUUUGGAACAAAAAUCUCAGCCAAAGCUGUUCAGUGGAUCUCCAGGAAGCUGAAAGAAACCUACAGAAAGGGCAAAGUAUUUGCUAACACGGAAGACAGUGUAUGUCUACUAGGGAUGCGCAGGCGAGCUCUUCUCUUCCAGCCAGUAAUGCAACUCAGAGACGAAACUGACUUCAAACACAGAAUUCCAAAAGAGCAGUGGUGGCUGAAACUGAGACCAUUGAUGAAAAUUCUGGCCAAGUAUAAGACCAGCUAUGACAUUUCUGAUGCUGGGCAGCUGGAACACGUUCACGUGCCCAUACGUAAAGCGGCAGAAGCAGGAGCCAUCUAAUGCUACAGACGCCGUCACCAUGCCUCGUAUCAUAGCCUGUCUCCAUUUCCAUUGUGUGCUUUACUGCUUUAUUAUAUAACUGUUAGGUUUUAUCUUUUUUUAAUUUAAGUUAUAUUGUUUCAGCACUUUAUGUCCAUGCAAUUUCUAGGUUAUGUCUAAAAAUAGAUAAAUAGUCAUAAGAAUAUUAUGAAUGAAAUUGUAUGGAGAAGACAUCACAGCUCACUCUCUAGUUUGUUUUACUUUUCUUUCCAAAUGUUUUGCCACAGAUGUGAAUGGGCUGCAAUGUUCCCUGUGUGUUGUGUGUAAUUACAUUACAGUAUAUUACACCUAGUAUUGGAGAUGUAAUGGACUCAUUUAUAUGUGCUUUAUCUGUAUUUCUUUCCUCAGUGACAUGUUGCAGGAUUACAUUUAUGUGAUGUAAUAAAGAAACAUUGGAAAACA